This is a messenger RNA of Suillus discolor, 505 nucleotides long. RefSeq lists its product as uncharacterized. The record is from RefSeq and is a predicted model, not a curated record. The transcript has 3 exons. Bases 121 to 468 code for a protein of 115 amino acids. NCBI's taxonomy places the organism in Eukaryota, Fungi, Basidiomycota, Agaricomycetes, Boletales, Suillaceae.
AUUUAUCAUGAUACUACUAGACAGGGGAUUAAUAUUAGAAGGUCGAAUGCCCACUACCUUCUCUUCUCUUCUUCUCAUUGGCAUCUCUGAGCCUGUUUCGGCCCCGACAACGCCCCCAUCAUGAUGUACGGGGUGUCAAUGCCCUAUCUCGUCCUCUGCACGGCUAUCUCGAGCGCCAACACGACAUCUUGUCAUUUCAGGAUAAGUUCUUUUUUGCUCUUUUUCGCGCGUCUCCAGAAACGUGCAACUUCGUCAGCUGAGAAAUACCUUAGAUUGCAACACUUUCAAUUGAAAGAAUCGUACACCCUCGUUGCGUUCAAUCGCUGUUACUUGCUUGUAACGUACACAAAACGUAACUCGAAUCCUUUUACAGACAUCUUCCAAAUGUCUUCUGUUCAUCUGUUCAGCCCCUUAUCACUUUGGGCCCAGUUACCCCCACUCCUGCUGUGUCAUACACUACAUCCUUGAAGAUACCAGGGAAUGGCACCCAAAACCUCAUUCCGGC